Zalophus californianus (California sea lion) is the source of this 1008-nucleotide messenger RNA. It is a transcript of the gene SYCE2, whose product is annotated as synaptonemal complex central element protein 2. The record is from RefSeq and is a predicted model, not a curated record. NCBI's taxonomy places the organism in Eukaryota, Metazoa, Chordata, Mammalia, Carnivora, Otariidae. Gene Ontology annotation, biological process: synaptonemal complex assembly. The coding region runs from base 188 to 871 and encodes 227 amino acids. The transcript is spliced from 5 exons. Gene Ontology annotation, cellular component: central element.
CGGGGAACCGCCGCGAUCUCGGGCUUCCCUGGUGGACCCUAACCCAGCCGCUUGUCUCCUGCCAUCGGCGCCACCCAUCGCCUGGCCGGGUCCCGAUUUCCUGACUGACUGACCAGGCCCCGACUGACGGACGGGACUGUGUGACUGACACGCUGACAGCCCGGGCCAGAAGGACGGACUCCCACGCAUGGCUCGUGGCAGGAGCAGGGUAGACAAAGGCUCCGACAUCCAUGCGCCGCACCCUUUUCCUAUCUUCUUUUUCUCCUACCUCUUCUCCUUCCUCGGAGGACUCGAGCCGCCGCACACGCCAGUGGACAUGCCCCACGUAGAAUGCAAGGACCAGGAGCUGCAGCCGCUGGGGGAGAGCAAGGAACGGCAGCAGUGCGAGGAGAGCCGCGAAGACGAAGCUGGUCGGGGGUCGGCUAGUCAGGUUUCUAGCCCCUCUAUCGCCACCUCCAGUGCCAACCGCCAGCUGAUGAUGCUAGAAGGGAAGUCAGGAUCCUACUUUUCCUCUCUCGAGUCAAGCAUCGACAACCUGAAGAAGAGGGCCCAGGAGCUGAUUGAAAACAUCAACGAGAGCAGACAGAAGGACCACGCACUCAUGACCAACUUCAGGGACAGCCUCAAGAUCAAGGUUUCAGACCUGACAGAAAAGCUAGAGGAGAGGAUGUAUCAGAUUUAUAAUCACCAUAACAAGAUCAUUCAGGACAAGCUCCAAGAGUUCACCCAGAAAAUGACAAAGAUCAGCAAUUUGGAAACAGAGCUCAAACAAGUGUGCCACACCGUGGAGACCGUGUACAAAGACCUGUGCAUCCAGCCUGAGGCUACUACUUUGGAAGAAGAACAGGCCCACAAAGAUGGCGAAUGCUGAGAGCUACCGGGAGAGAGUCCCCUCUUGGUGACAGCCACCAAGAGAAAGCUAAGAGGCCACCAUUUGGGCCAUGCCGAGAAAAUUGUUUUUCACAGUUCUGUAAUGCAUCUUGGCAAAAAAAAAAAAAAAAAAAAAAA